AUGCUAUUACUUCGCAUUGGCCUGGGCAAUACACAUGGCCUUUUGGUGCCGCAUACGGCCACAGAUCAAGAACUUUUGCAUUUGACAAAUUCUCUUCCGGAUAAAGUUAAAGUGGUGCGGCUUGAAGAACGGUUAUCAGCACUUGGUAAUACUAUCGUUUGUAACGACUAUGUGGCUCUAGUGCAUCCAGAUCUAGACAAGGAAACGAUUGAGCUACUAAGUGAUGUCCUCGACGUGGAAGUCUUUUGCGGUUUGGUUGCCGGUCAGCCUUUGGUUGGCACUUAUUGCGUGCUGACCAAUCAAGGAGGUUUGGUUCACCCACGAACCACCGUGGAUGAUCUCAAUCAGUUGAGCAGCCUCCUGCAGCUACCGCUUACCGCGGGUACAGUGAAUCGAGGAAGUCCAAUGGUAUCCUCUGGCCUUGUGGUAAACGACUGGACCGCUUUUUGUGGGUUGGACACAACGAGCACAGAAAUCCAGGUGAUUGAAUCCAUAUUCAAGCUGGCAGGCGAUUUGGACGUACCGGCGACUUCCACGAUGCGCGACACAUUGGUCGAAAGCUUGGGGUGAGAACAGCCUCUGUGUUGCUGGAUUUUCCGCGCUAACCUCCACAUGUACAAAAAAUGAAAUAUACACACGCCUUGUAAAGC
Messenger RNA from Dicrocoelium dendriticum, 650 nucleotides. NCBI's taxonomy places the organism in Eukaryota, Metazoa, Platyhelminthes, Trematoda, Plagiorchiida, Dicrocoeliidae. The record is from the annotation of a GenBank genome assembly.